CAUGUAGGCAAAGCCCCCCAACCCCAGCUCUGCAGGUUGGGAGGUGCAGGGUGACCACCCCAUGCCAGCCACCCCAGCCCACAGUGGGGUGCGCUGGGUACCCCUCUGCUGCAUCCUGGGGGUUCCCACCUCCCGAGGAGAAUUCUCUGGGCUGGGGGCCGGACAUCCACGUCCCCAUGCGGAGAGGAGCCAGCCAUGAGCAACGCCACAGCCCCCACGGCCCCGGGCACGGCGGGCGACUUGCUGGUGUGCUACGUCCUGGGACCUUUCCUCCUCGUCACCCUUCUCGGUGCUGCCCUGGCCAUGAUGAUGUACAUCCAGAAGAAGCGGAGGUUUGACCGCCUGCGGCACCGGCUGCUGCCCAUGUACAGCUACGACCCAGCCGAGGAGCUGCAGGAGUCGGAGCAGGAGCUGCUGGUGGAUAUGGAUGCCUAGCCUCCCAGCCCCUUCGAAUGCACUGAGGACGGCCGGGGCUGGCACCCUGGCACGGGAGCAGCUGGGCUCCGGGGCUUUGCCAGGCAGGAUGCCCAUGGCAGCGCAGUUCUGGAGCAAAUAAACUUUGUUUCUCUGCGUUCUGCCAAGAGCCUUCCGCGUCGGGCAGGGAGGGUUUCCAGCAGCACGAGCACUGCUGCACUGUGGAGCAUCCCGAGUCCCUUGGUACUAUCCUGGCUUAU
Messenger RNA from Cuculus canorus (common cuckoo), 674 nucleotides. It is a transcript of the gene SMIM29, whose product is annotated as small integral membrane protein 29. The record is from RefSeq and is a predicted model, not a curated record. Bases 196 to 435 code for a protein of 79 amino acids. Lineage: Eukaryota; Metazoa; Chordata; Aves; Cuculiformes; Cuculidae. The transcript is spliced from 5 exons.